Molecule: messenger RNA, 11251 nt
Organism: Dromaius novaehollandiae (emu)
Lineage: Eukaryota; Metazoa; Chordata; Aves; Casuariiformes; Dromaiidae
Gene: RNF144B
Product: ring finger protein 144B
Exons: 8
Coding region: 2255-3601 (448 amino acids)
Biological process (GO): ubiquitin-dependent protein catabolic process; protein polyubiquitination; positive regulation of proteasomal ubiquitin-dependent protein catabolic process
Cellular component (GO): ubiquitin ligase complex; mitochondrial membrane; cytoplasm
Molecular function (GO): zinc ion binding; ubiquitin protein ligase activity; ubiquitin conjugating enzyme binding
Source: RefSeq, a predicted model, not a curated record
UAGUAUUGCAUGCUACAGUGCACCAGCCAAUGCUACCUCAAACAUGGUCACCACCAUCUGUUAAUUAAUAUAAACAGAUAUUUAGUCAUUUCAGCAUAGUGGUGUAGCUAACAAUAUUUAUUGGCAUCAAGCAUACAGUAGUUUUUGAGAAGCCUUUGGGAAUAGCAUUGUAGGCUUCACGCAGUGUACAAAGUCCCCCAGGACUGCAUUUAUUUUGUUUUCAAAGUGACUGAUUACUGCAGUGUCCUGCCAUCAACGCACAAUUUAGCACAUCUUCUGUGAGCAAGAUUAUAGAAAAGAUCAUCUGUAGAUAGCAGAGAAAGUGGCCUGCAUCAAAAUAAGUAGCUAGUAACUCGUAUUAGGAAUUCUCUUCAUAAAGUGAAAAGCCACAGCAACAAAUUAUGUGAUGCUGCUUUGUAAUAAUGUAGGUACAGUUGCUUUGUGCCCUUGUACGAGUCAUAUAUGUGUGUGUAUAUAUGUACACAUACAUACAUACACACACUUUAGUUUGUCUAUAAAACAGUAAUAUAGCUGCAAAUCUCCUGGAAAUGUCAAAGUGGCUUGUCUGUGAAAUGCUGAGAAAAGUCCUGUAUGAAUGCUAAGUACAUCUUUAUUAACAUUAGAAGCAUUACAUGGCUUUUGAAUCUAAAUGUUAUAUAAUCACUAGUGAAAGCAGAAAUCAAAAUAUGAACUGAUAAUUGAGCUAAUUAACACAAUUUGCAAAACAGGAUAAAAUUGACAACUAUGUGAGCGCUGUGUAGUUAAAUUGUAGUACGAUUAAUAACACUUAUGCUGAAUGUCUCCAAAUGCUCACUGCAUACUUGUACCAGAUAGUUUACCUUUGUUUUGACUGACAAAAACAAUUGAUUUGCAAAGUGUUUCCUGAGGGGGUCUGCUCAACUCGGACAAUAUCUUGUGUUCCCCUUUUUGUUUCACAUCUAGGUGUUUGUGGACUAGCAGGCUAUUGUAUCGUCUGAACUCCUCAUCUGUUUCUUACUCUUAAGAAGCCCUUAAGAGUUAGUUGUCCUUGUAAAUAGAAAUUCUCACAAACAUGAAAUGACUUGUAGAUAUGAAUUGGUGUAAGCAAUUUCACCCUAUAUUAGAAAUCUUUAUAUUGGACAUAUUUCAAGAUAAGUACAUGCAAAGACUCAACUGUAUUCUUAAGUAAUAAGAAACAUCAGAUACAGACAGUGAGUCAAAAUAGUACAUAAAGGCACAUCUUCCAGCUGUGUGUGAAUGACAAAACUGAACUUUGUCAGACUUGAGAUCUGUGUUGGGAUUCCUCCUGCUUCAUGCAGUUACCAUGAAGUUAAGUUACAUCACAUUCUGCAGGGUUUGUUUGGAAAAGACUGCUUUGUAUGUGUUUAAAAACAUCUACUACUGUGUGUUGUACAAAGCUUACCCAGCUGUUGUGUGUUACAUGAAAUAUUCAGAGCUAUAGGCACCACCUGGGAACUCUGGACGGAUGAGCUCUCACAAGUGACAGCAUUGGAAACUUCUGCAUUUCUCUGCUGACGUUGAGCCUACAGACAUAAAAGGGUUUUCAUCUCAAGGCUCCACAUGCUGCUCUAUUCAAGGACAGUUAGCAGGAUGGUUGCUGUAGUGCAGCUACUAUAAGACAGAAUUUGACCAAUGAUGAAUGCUCACUCAGUAACUAGCCUCCUGGUACUUUUGACUUAGUUUUGCAAUGAAUAGCGCGUGUAUGUGCCAGUUAAGUAUGUAGAUGUUGUGUAACUUGCAUUUAAGAAAAAGGAACACUGUCUAUUCAUCCACACUUUAAGGCUUGAGGCUGUACAUUUCUUUUUGUGAAGUCUGUAGGUUUUGUUAUAUAUUUGCAGUUACACAUUUUAAAAAAUGGUAUCAAUGGAAACAUUUCCACGUGUAGUGUUACUUUGUAAGGAGACAGUUUUGCUCUUAGAGCUCUUCACUAAGUUAUGCUGGAAAGUGAGACUGGUCGGUUCCCAGCUGCUGAACUGGGCGAAAUGGAUUGCAAUGUAAUUAGUGCAACCUAGGUUUAAAAAAAACGAACAAACAUGGAAAAACUUUGUAGCUGUCUGAUAAUUUAAGGUGAUCUUAAUAAUAAAAAUUUGUCGACACGAUGUGAUGCAAACUAACAUUUUCCAGGAGACAAGAGGCUUUUCUUCUCGGAGUGAGAUUUUUUUCCCCUUCUCUUUCUGCACCCCCGCAACCAUCCAGUAGCCGUGGGACUCGCCAGGCAGCGAGCCCUUCCACCGCAGCGCUCGUGCGAUGUAAAAUGAAUUUGCCCUUUGUGAGAAGACGAGGCGGCGGCAGCGCCGCCUUGAGUUACAGGCGCCGGGGUGCGCCGCCGGCAGCGGCCUCGGCGGCGGCAGGGACCCCCCAGCUCCGCCGCUUGCUCUGCUCCGCUCCGCUCCCCGCCCGGGCGCGCCGGGGGCCCGGCCGCAGUGCUCCUGCUUGCUGGCCUCCUCCCCGGCCCGGAGGCAGAUGCCCAGGGGGAGGAGAAAAGCGAGGGAAGGAAGGAACGAGUGCGGACGGGGGUUCCCGGCAGCUUCUCCGGUCACUUCGCCGCCAGAUACUGUCGCCCCCUCGGCCCCAGCGGAGCCCCGGGCGCCGCCUCCAGGAGAAAGUCGCCGCCAGGCUUAAAACCCCGCGGCCCGCCCGCCCCAGCCCGGGGGCGAGGACGAAGGUUGAGUGGACCAUUAAUGAGCUGAUGGGUUCUGCUGGGAAGGCUUGCCCUCACACCAUGACAGCUGACGAGUCAAAAGCUGGAGAGUUAGCUCUGGAGCCCCUGCUCACUUGCAAGCUGUGUCUCUGUGAAUAUUCUCUGGAUAAGAUGACCACUCUUCAGGAAUGCAGCUGCAUCUUUUGCACAUCGUGCCUAAAACAGUACAUGCAGCUGGCAAUUCAAGAAGGUUGUGGCUCUCCUAUCACUUGUCCAGACAUGGUAUGCUUGAACCAUGGGACCCUACAAGAAGCAGAGAUUGCCUGUUUGGUACCUGUUGACCAGUUUCAGUUAUACAAGAGACUGAAAUUUGAACGAGAAGUCCAUUUGGACCCCCAGAGAACGUGGUGCCCUGCAGUUGACUGCCAAGCAGUGUGCUAUAUUGAACCAAGUGACUCAGGACAGCCAGUGCUGGUUGAAUGUCAGGCUUGCCACCUGAAGUUCUGCUCAUCCUGCGAGGAGGCAUGGCACCCAGAGCACCUGUGCCAGGACAACCAAACUACUGUAGUACCAACUGAACAGGGGUCACUUAUUGGGAUGGAGAUAGAGGCACCAAUUAAGCAGUGCCCUGUUUGUCGGAUCUAUAUUGAACGAAAUGAAGGCUGUGCUCAGAUGAUGUGCAAGAACUGCAAGCACACAUUUUGCUGGUACUGUCUACAGAACUUGGAUAAUGAUAUAUUCUUAAGACAUUACGACAAAGGCCCUUGCAGGAACAAGCUAGGCCACUCGCGAGCUUCGGUGAUGUGGAACAGAACGCAGGUUGUGGGGAUCCUCGUCGGGUUAGGUAUCAUAGCAUUGGUGACCUCUCCCUUGCUGCUUGUGGCGUCUCCAUGCAUCAUUUGCUGCAUUUGCAAAUCUUGCCGAAGCAAAAAGAAAAAACACAGCCCACCAACAACCUAAAACUCUGUGUCUGUUUGAGCCUUCUUCUGUACAGCAUAUGUAUGUGAGAAAGCACAAUGGUUGGAUUUUGGUGCCAUACCUACCAAAUAAUGCUCCCCCCCCUUUUUUUUAAACCAAUUCUUGGGAUAAGUGCCUAUUCUCGACAGGCUACUCUAUCACUAACAAGUCCCUCUGUGGGAAAAGCCAAUGUAUUUGUGCAGGAUGUGUGCUAUAUGUUUAUGCUUUUUAAAAAGAAAACAGGACACCAUUCAGUAGUUCAUACCUUAAAUAUGAGCCACCUUUUGAGACUGCUAGAACUUUUAGAUCUUCCAUCAGCUGCAUAUAAGUUGAUCAUGCAGCAUUACUCUACCUUUGCAGACCUAAUCAUUACUGCCAUGCUUUCUUUUGGAUCUCGGUGACACUCAGAUCUCUCAGAAAGUUUGGGGUAUUUUAUAAAAGGAGAGAGAGGGAGAAAGGUUCUAUUGAUUUCUUCCGCCUGCUAGCUUGUGUCCUGUUAAAGGUAACAAACUUAAGAAAAUACAUUUGAUAGUUUCCUGUCAGCUGUCUGCCAUAGCUUUCCUUUCACCUGUACCUGAAAGAAUUGGAGAAUAUUAUAGGAAUUUUGAAGGGAACAUAUUACCAAGACAGGAAUUCUGAUAAUUUGCAUUUCAUAACUAAGUUUAUUAUAUGGAAUAGUUUGGGCUGAUUUUCUAUGAAAAUAUAUACAUGCACACAGGUACUGAACUAUAUUUUUAAAAAACCCCUGGUAUAAUAUGUCAUUGGCAUGAAGUGCUCUGUGUCACUAACCAAUAAUUCAUACUGCAACAUGAACUUUAUUUAAUUACAUUAGUUAGGUGGUUCAAUUAACAGUAGUGAAAACAUUUUCAUCUUGUUGUUGGUAGUAUCAAAAAAUUAUUGUUAUUAGAAGAAAUUUCUAACAGUAUUCUGUGCUUACGACAUUGAAAUCAAUGGGAUUCAUACUAAUCAUCUGAAUUACAGAAGUAAAGAACAACAAAACUAUUUCUAAGAUAGGGCUUUCUUUUCAGAGACUGGGCUACCUUAGGAAAGAUGAUGUUUUUUCAUGGCAUGUCUUCCUUGAAUACUGGUGUAUGCAUAUUGCCUUGUCCUUGGGCAUAACUUUUGUCACUAACGUGGGUGUAGUAAACUCACCAUAAAUCUAAUAUUUUAGGAAAGACUAUGGUACAUCUCCUGUUUUGUAUACAGUAUAUGGAUAUUGUUUGUGUGCAUAUAGAGUGACUGUAUGUGUGUAGAUACAGACAGAGUGAAUAAUGCACAAUUUAUUUUCUGUGUAGUCAGUAUAUUAUUAACAGUUUACACAGGGUAGCAGGAAGAACCUUGAAAACUCUUUCUCAGAACAGGCUAAGCCACCUCCUCUUUUAAACUCCAUGGACUUGCUGAAGUGAGCACUUAAGAAGUGCUGUGUAAAUAUAAGCUCCAUCCAUUGGUAGAUAUUUCUUCCGUCCCGCUCAAGGCUAUCAAACUCUGUUACCAAUGAUUUUUAGUUACUCUGGAUCUGAAAGGCUGUCUUUCAAUGCACCCUUCGUUUUAAUUUGGUGCCUCACCACCGAUCCGACUCAGACCCUGGUAUCAGUUAUGCCUGUGCAGAUUCAGACUAGCCUCAUUGGAGAGCUGGAGUUGCUCCAGGCUUACUGAGGAGUAGCUAAGACUGGACUCUGCCCCUUGGAGUUUAUUUCCCUAAUAGCUGGUGCUCCUUAUAACCCUGGCCAGUGGUGGCUUUUGUUCGGGACUCCUGUCUGUGCAUUUGAUAUCUGUGGGAAGUGAUACGAGUGUGCACUAUAACCAGUUGUGAUUCCAAACCCCUUCUGAUAAGGGCUGCAAGGAGAUUUAAACAAGAUGCUCAGCCUGACAGUUGGCUCGGGCUGGCCACGCGCUGCUCUGCCCUUGUGCACGCACGCAGCGCGAGGCGCCAGGAGCAUGCUGCAGGGAACAGCUUCUCUGUUUCACUUGGCCGAGCCUCAGGAACUUUGUCUUCUUGGCAGCCGUAAACGUGACCUUCUUUGUUUAACUCCGCUCUCUGGUUACUCUACCAGAAGCGGUAAAUGUUCUUAUUUUACGAAAGUGUAGUCUGUCGAGCGGACUAGCAGGGAUGAAGGCCUUAAAUGAUAUCGUCUGUUUUACUUUUCAAUUGAUUUCUUUCGUAAAUGCUGCCUAACUUUGCUACCAGUCACGACUGGAGGGCAGGCAGCACUUGCUAGUUUGGAAGGUGGUAUUUAUUCUCCAUCCGCAGCUUCGAAGGGAAGCAGAAAGGUAGUCAGUACAUUCUAAAUAUAGAGUGCAAUGCAGGCAACUGCGAUUUGUAAUAAAUGGAUAAUAUUUUCUGUAUGUGUUUUCUUUAAGAGCAGUAAUGGAAGUGCUUGGGGUUACUUGUGACAGAUUAAAGUGUCCAGCCCUUGGCUUUGCACUAUUUUUCUACCUACGUUUUUAUGGCACUACUGUCAUUGUCAGUUUAUGAACUUGCAGUAGAGAAUCUUACCUUAAGGAAGCCUGAAGGACAAAAAUAUAGGACCUGCACAGUCUCUUUGACCAUAACCAGCUUUGUGAUGUACCAAUGUUCUUCACUAGUUAAAUUUCAUGGAUUUUUCAAAUUUUGUAGUCUUACCUGCGCCCAGUACACUCUCUGCUAGCUUUCUUUCUUUCUUUGUCCUCUUCCUUUUUCCCUUGUCCUGUUUUUACUAAAAUGCCUAAUGGAAUGAAGGUGUCUCAUGUUUUUUCAUUAAUACUGCUUUUAUGUACAAGUGCCAAGUUCUUCCCUCCAUUAAAGAAAUGUAACUGAAGGCAGUAUCUUGCCCAGAAUACACUAAUAGACCUAAGGUCACCGUUUUUAUUGUGAUACAAAUCCUGCCCUUUACAGUUCUUUAACUGUUGUCUAAAUUUAAUGCCAAACUCUCCGUAGAGUAGGAAUUUUUUUAAUGGUUUGAAGGGCAAUAUUUUAUGAAAGCAUUGCACAUGUGUAUAGCUGUGAAGUUUGGGAAAGUAAAGCUAUUCAGUUGGUUUUUAUUAACUUCUCAGUUUGAGUGCAAGUAACUUCUUUCAGAGGCUACUACGUACAGAGCAGAAGGAUGGUGUGCCUUUUCCCUGUGCCUGUUUCACUGAUGGUGCCAGUUUAGCUUGGCUGGGGGGUACCAAAAGCAAUAAAAAUACCAUAUCCAGGUGUUAGCACAGCCUAACAGCCAGAGUGACAAUCUAGGCAGCUAAAGAGCCUGUGUGCUGACUCCUAGCAGUGGCCUGGGCUUUAGCUGGGGGUCUUUACACAAAAACUGGAUUCAGAUAUCACAAACUACAGGCACACCUUUCUUUGGCUGUGUAAACAUAACAAAUUGACCAAGAAAACAGCUCUAAAAAUCCUUUAGAGCUUAAACUAGAAAUCUUAUUAAGAUAGUUUUCUUUAAAAGGCUGCAUGUGCUGCACCAUGUAUCCUGUUUUUUCAGCUCAGGGGGAUAUCUGAGCACGUGCCCUAGGUUGGCCCCGACCUGGCCAGUUCCUAGGAUGCUCUAACCUUGCCGAGGGGUGCCGAACGCGUGUGGCAGCGCAGGCAGCUGCAGGGCCCACUUGCCUCAUUUUCCAGAAGGCAGCUAUCCUGCCCCAACUGGUCACACUCUCCGGGUUUCCAAAGAACUGUUUUAGCAAGGACAUUUUUACAGUGUUUUUUUUUUUUUUUUUUUUUUUUAAUUUUAUGAGACAAAUGAUCAUUAUAAGAAACAUAUCACAAGUGUGACAAAUAAUGCUGACAGAAAUAUAGGGAGAAAAAACCCCCAGAUGACUGGGACUCUGGCCACUUCAGACUCUUCUAAAUCAAUGUAGCUGUAAAUCCACCCUCUCAAACUCCAUCUGCGUGAUGUGCGGUGCAUGUUAGUCCUAGGCCUCAUCCUCACCGCUCUCACUGUCUGUUUUCUUUUUCCUGUGGCAGGUGGCUGGUGUGCAGGUAGCACAUGGGGAAGGGUUCAUGUCUGCUUUAGGGCAAGUACCUCCAGGUACUGGGGGCUAUGGCAUGCUGCCAUCCUGGCUCCAUCACCCAUUUGCCAUGUGGCCUUAAACUGCUGAGACAGGCCUUGGCCUUUUGAAUUGGGAACUUUGCUCAUGUCUUCAAAUGCAGUCCUUGGAAAACAAAGGUGACAAGUGGUCUAUUCCCUCUGAACGGGGGACAUGCAGCCCUUCUGUGAGUUAGGCUCUAGAUGUCAAAAGAUCAGAUCCUAAAGUUAGAGGCCUGUGUAGGAAAACUGGAUCUGCGCUGCAGCUGGCCACGUAUCUCAGUGGCCAGAUAUCUCACUGUAAUUUCCUCACAGUCACUGGAGCUGUGUCAAAUGCAGCUGAGGAUCCAACUCCUUGCUCCUCAGGUCCUCAUGUUAAAAUGAAGAUGAUAAUACCUGUUUGCAAGCCACCUGUUAAUAAAAAGUAAAUAGUUCUCACACUAUAGCAUAAAUCGUUCUCUUCAAUAUUUAUUCUAGAACUGUAGGAGAUAGCCAAUGCUGCAGCUCAGUAAUUCAUUAUUUAUUAAUGGUGCAUGGGGUUUCUUACCUCAUAGAAGGGCAAGAGGGGUUACAGUAAUUAAUGUUACUACCGUACUUAAAUGAUGUUAAAUUCUAUGUACUAUUAACUGUCCAGGAACAUAGCAUAAGAUAAAGAAGUCCAAAGAUAAGUUUAAAAUGUAUGUAGAUUUUACUUGAAUAAAUAAGGAGAAACUGGAUAUUAUCUUCUGAUUUGUCUGAAGAUAUGCAAGUGGACAAAAAUCAACUCCACUUCCACAAAUGAACAGUGAAACCACCUUUUGGCUGCUCUGUUCUCUGAUACCACAGUAAGUGGUUGUGUUGUAGUGCCUGCUACUUUAAAAAUUUGAAAUCUGUUUUGCACUGUAAGCUCCUUCUCCCAUCUCUCUUACCUUUCUCAGACAAAUUCCUUUUUAAGAUGGUAGUCUUCAUCCCCUAUCUCAGGCCAAAGAUUUUUAGAGUGAAAUUAGUGUAUUUCUUUAUGUGAGGAUAAAAACCUUGCAACAGUUUUCUCAUAGGUUUUAAUAAGAAAUUUGAUGCUGAGAUAAUGACCAAAGAUAGAAAUAUCAAACUUGACUUGUUCUGAAAACCUUAUUCAGACUUAAGAUGCUGUCUUAGAAUACCUAAAUAAGGACUGCUUUGCUGAAGCUCUCAGGCAAAGGAUCCCUACAGCUUUUGGACUUCACAUGAGCGAUGCUUCUACUGGUGAGUAGACUUUUUGGAAACACGCUGGAAAAAAAAUCUACAUCCUGUAUAUGUAUUUUUAUUAUAUAAAUCAAAAAAGAUUCUGUUGCACAGUUUCACAUUUUAGGGACUCAAUUCCCCUGAAACUUGCUAGGGUAUACUUAUACAAUAAGAUAGUUUUAGAAGUACAUAAAGCAGUUUAACAGAUUGUGUUAGCUGUAGAAUAUUUGUGAGCUGUCUCUCUUGUGUAAAUAUGUAGGAUUAGACCCUAAUUUAUGUGGCUUAUGAUAAAGAUGAGAAAAUUUACCGCUCAUACAACAGGGAGAGUUGAUUCUUCUGCAGUCUGCAGGAAGGUGAACUUAUUGCUAAAAUUCCAGAAAACUUCAGUCAAAUUUGUAUUUGUCCUCCAGUUAGUAAUGAAGUAAAUGCUUAAUGGUUUUGUUGAACAGGAAACCCAAAUAUCUAUUUUGUGGCCCUAAACUCAUUUAUUUGCAACCAAUGCAUUUUUAUAAUUUAUGAUUAUAAUUUAUAUAAUUCAUCUAUAAUUUAUAAUUUGUAAUUAUGAAAUACUAAUUUUGAAGUAUAUUUUCCUUUUAUCAUGUAAUAUAUUUACUUCAAUUGCGUCCAUAAUGGAAACCCUUCCUCUUUUGCUUUCUGUGGAGAUGGUCCUUGUGUACUUUGUAAGGUAAAUUCCCAAUAUUUGGUGCAGUCCACAGUAGAUGUUUACAACUAUAUAUUUUUAGUUAGCUCAGUGUGUUUUGUUAUGAUCUCCCAAGUCAUUUUUUUGAACCAGGCAAAUUUCUAUUGUUAGGAAAAAGUAAUUUCUUUAUCAGUGAAUUUUAUUGACUGUCACAGUUUGGGCUAUACAGGAUGAUGCUGGUUGACAUGGUCCCGCAGCUUUAAAGAGGACAUGACCACGUUCUUUCCCCAUCCCUUUUCUCUUCUGCCCAAGAGGUUUUUUUUUUUUUUUUUCUCUCCUGGCUGAGAGUUAAGGAGUUUGGUCAUUUGUCUGUGCCUUCUGGAUGUCCAAACAGAAGCAGCAGCUUCUGGUGGCCAUGUGCCGGGAGAUCCCAGACAGGUUGAAUGUGCAAUGCUACAGCACAUGUGCAGUGAGCUGCCUAAAUUUCAGGAACCUGCCUGUGCUUUAUGGCUAGCCAGGGCAAGUGCAGGAGAUGUGGGGCCCAUGGGACUGCUCAAAAUGGCUUCACAAGUGCCAUCAGCUGUGUGGCACGAACCGAGUGGGGCUGGAGCUUUGCCAUACUGUGUCACUGUACCGUCUCGCUGUGCCUGUGCUUCACCCAGGGUCUCGUCAGGGAAAUCCCAGGCACAAGCGUGGCAAGUCCUUUCUCUAGCUGGUCCUUUCUAUACCCGCCCCCAAAACUCCCUGACUCCCACAGCAAAUCUCUGUUCCUUUCAUUUUCCAGUCUGCUCUACUGGCCUGUCUCGGUUUCCGAGAAACCUCAGUUCAAACCAGUUACUUGCAACUCAGCUGGUUUAAACAUCAUUUUGCCUGAUGUACAAGUCUAGGAGGAAAGACAGGACUAUUAGAUACCACACGGUUUUAUUGGCAUCACGGGUGCCAAGCAUGUCACUUACCUUGGGAAAACUCCUACUGCCACAGUGUAACGUAUUUCUGAAAAAACAUGUUUAUUAAAAAAAAAAAAGUAUAAUUUAAAGUGUCCAGAUCUGAUACCGAAGUGCAGUUCGAAACACUAACCUGAAUAGGUGCCAGUCCUGGACCCCUGUGCUACGCGGUCUGAGGCAGGUACCUGACUGCUCACUGCAAGCGGUGCUGAGUUUAGCUAGGCUAUUUGCAGUGCUAAUGCUCCCAGCUCUUGUUGCUUUAAGGGCUCCUACUUGGACGUGAUAUGUUACUUUACAAUGCAACAGUGCUUGAAAUAAAGCAGUGGUUUGGUAAAAGCAGGAAACAGGGCACAUCAGUAUUGUGCUGGGUGAACGCCAUGGUAAAGAAGAGUUUGUCUCAAUGGGAGGAAGAAAACUCCUCUUCAGAGGACCAGCCUUCAUGGCCUAGGAGGAUUUGACUCCUGCGCUGCCAUGCACAGUGCUAAACUCCUCUUCAGUGUCUAAAUAUUGUUUCCUUGGUAUCUGUUUAGGCUUACAUUUUGUUUAUCUGGGUUUUUUCUUUUCCUCCAGGUAAUAGACUUUCUUCACCACUUUAAUACUGGUGAAGGGCAAAAGGGUUUGAUCUUUGUAAGAUUCAUUAAAAUAUUUUUGUGUUUUAAAAGAAAGCUGACAUGUAUAAAGAAAUAAGUGCUUUUGUAAAUUUUUGUUGUAUGAUUCAACAUUUAAACGUUUUACAGAUGCAGUUUUUUGCACUCUCUCUGCAUAUAGUCAUAAAAGUAUAUAUUUAUUUUGUGUCUUUGAGGUUUACUUUGGGUUUUUUUUCUUCUGAUGUUAUAAAAUGCAGUAUGUGCAACAUUAAAAAUUUCGUGUAAAGACA